This is a messenger RNA of Cyclocybe aegerita, 1371 nucleotides long. Lineage: Eukaryota; Fungi; Basidiomycota; Agaricomycetes; Agaricales; Hemipholiotaceae. The record is from the annotation of a GenBank genome assembly.
AUGCCUUCUUCAUCCCCCUCCCUCCCUCAAGAGUUGAUAAUCGAGAUCAUGAACCGUCUCGAUAGUCAUUCCAUUCUUCAGAUGGCGCUCACCUGCCGUUGCUUUUACGCGAUCUUCCAGUCAACACCUAUCCGUUACGUCUACGAGCUCGGAAUGAAUUCCCUGCAGGACGCUGGAUCGGGCAUGCCGACUGAUGAGCUGCUUGUUCUACUGCGAGAUCGGCAGAAGGCAUGGGCAACCCUCGAAUGGAAGAGCUUGACGACCGUGAAGGUUCCACCAAGUCGAGAAAACUUCAAACGAUCUGCUGGGGUGUUAGCACGGCUGGACAGGGACGAGCUUCUGUCGUCUAUCUACCAUCUUCCACCCAAUCUAGCCCCAGGAUCUGGUCGUUCUGAUGGUAUCCUCUGGCGGGUAAACAGUGCAUCAAUUUUCACUGCCGCACGAUCUCGACGAACGAAGUCCAUCCCAACGCAACUACGGCCGGCAUCCUUGACCCAUCUGCUGUCGAGUCAACCUCGAAUCUUGCUUGUGGACAACGUCCUUGCACUUUGUGUAGAAAAUAUCGACCUAAUCCGACUUUGGAAUUGGACCACAGACCUACUCCUCUUUGAUUCGUUCAACCAUGUGCUACGAGACUAUCAACGCGAUCUGCGAAGUUUCGAGUUCCUGCGCCGAGACGCCUUUAUCGUAACGUCGGAAACCGAGAGUGGCCAGAUACUCGUCUACCGAUUCUCUCCUACGACGCCCGGAAUACCUGUGCACGUCGCCUCGUUUGGGCUGCCACCCACUGCACCGUCCUUUUCGCCGGGUGUCUACUUGAGGCUCGGGCAAUUCCAGCCACGGUCCACGCCAGGGAUGCUCUUCACGCAUUUGCCUGAGUCACGGGUGCUCUGCUUUGUCCUCGCUUAUCCCUAUCGAAUGUACUCGCUAUAUGUCUGCAAUUCGACGUUCCUGAUGUAUGUUGAUAACUCCGGGGCUGGUGCCAGCGGAGUGCAAGAUGUGCCUUGGGAAGUCUGGGGUGAGAAGGAGAGCCGGUUUAUGGAAGGGGACUUUGCAAAUGCAAGUUGUCUGGACGCUCAUGGAAGCCGCGUUAUCUACGGAUUCUCUGACAAAUCAAGAAUCGAGGUGCUAGAUUUCUCGAGUAUUCAGCCUUGUUUCGCAUCUCCUAUCGGCAGGCAAUAUGGAUCAAGCAAUCCUACCAUCGUUUCAUAUAAAGAGGUAUUCAUCCAAGAUGUCGUGACUCGCCUCCCAUAUUGGGUCGUCUCGAGGGCGAUGGAGGAGGAAUCGUUCAAUAGAAAUUAUAUGAUCAUGAUCGACGAGGAGCACAUUAUCGCAUUAGAUACAUCUGACAUACGAGUAUACUCGUUUUGA